Messenger RNA from Lolium rigidum, 706 nucleotides. Its product is annotated as 60S ribosomal protein L10-like. The transcript is spliced from 3 exons. NCBI's taxonomy places the organism in Eukaryota, Viridiplantae, Streptophyta, Magnoliopsida, Poales, Poaceae. Gene Ontology annotation, biological process: translation; ribosomal large subunit assembly. The record is from RefSeq and is a predicted model, not a curated record. Gene Ontology annotation, molecular function: structural constituent of ribosome. The coding region runs from base 1 to 450 and encodes 149 amino acids. Gene Ontology annotation, cellular component: ribosome; cytosolic large ribosomal subunit.
AUGGCCAAGCACGCCGGCAAGGACGCCUUCCACCUCCGCGUGCGCGCGCACCCCUACCACGUCCUCCGCAUCAACAAGAUGCUCUCCUGCGCCGGCGCCGACCGGCUCCAGACGGGCAUGCGCGGCGCCUUCGGCAAGCCCACGGGGAUGUGCGCCAGGGUGCACAUCGGCCAGGUGCUGCUCUCCGUGCGCUGCCGCGACGUGCACGCGGGGCACGCGCAGGAGGCGCUGCGCCGGGCCAAGUUCAAGUUCCCCGGACGACAGAGGGUCAUCGUCAGCGGCAAAUGGGGCUUCACAAAGUUUAAGCGCCAAGAGUAUCUCAGGCUCAGGAGCGAGGGCCGCAUCGUCGCCGAUGGUGUCAACGCCAAGUUGCUCAGUUGGCAUGGGUCGCUCGAGGGUCGCCAGAGGGGCAGAGGUGUCUUUCCACCCUCCACCGUAGGAUCGGCUUGAAGAUUCAUUCAAAACAGGACGUGUCAGCCUUCCAUGGAGCCCUGAGUAUUACCACUGUCAUGAGCGGGCAAAUAUUUACGAUGGAGUAUAUGCCAGUACUAGCUCAAGUUUGCAGCACGCCUUACCGACCUGUUUAGCCGUUAAACAUGUUGCCAGCUUGGUUAUUCAUAAAUAAAGGCGCUUUGGUUUGUAAACAGGAUUCCAUGUGUAUUACACCAGUUUCAAGAAAGUUGUCAUACUUUACCUAGUUUAUCUU